This is a messenger RNA of Filobasidium floriforme, 561 nucleotides long. RefSeq lists its product as uncharacterized. Bases 1 to 561 code for a protein of 186 amino acids. The transcript is spliced from 3 exons. Lineage: Eukaryota; Fungi; Basidiomycota; Tremellomycetes; Filobasidiales; Filobasidiaceae. The record is from RefSeq and is a predicted model, not a curated record.
AUGCCCCUAUUUCGUCCAACCCCGUACCUCCUCGCCGGCCGUCCCAAAACAGCACCCCACGAGAUCCCACCUCCUUCAUCCAGUUUACCAGCCCCGCGGAGUGCUGAUCAAGCGGACAAGUAUUUCAGGAGGGUCGCUAAUGAGAACGUGAAACCUGGGCGGGGGAUGAGGUUGUUGAGCGUCGGGGGGUGGGUCGUAGGGGGAGUGGCAUGCACGUAUAUGGUCCUCUUUGCCGAUUUCGGGGACAAGGAGCAUGUGUUUUCACCGGUCCGCCGUCAAUUCCGCUCAUACACCUCGUCCCUGUUCAACCUCUCGGAUUCUGAACGUUCGAUGAUGAGCCUUCCCUUUGAAGACCCGGUUCGCAAAUCCGGGUCGGUACGGACGAUCGGGACUACCGCCGAGAGCACCAUCAGCAACAACAAUAACAAGAACAAUCCUAUAACCGGGACUGGAGAUGUCGACGUCGAUGCGAUUGAGAGGACGGGCUUGUUGGAUAAACACGGCAAGGGGAUAGCAGGGCCUAUGAAUGGGGAAUCCUCCAUCCGGGGAAGGUUCGUAUAG